AUGAUUUGGGCAGUCCUUAAAAGGAACAGAUUCUUAAUACUGUUUAUCGUGAUUGUGUGCCCGCUUAUGUACCAUUUCAUUGUACGGAGAGAAGGUAAGUGAAGGUUUAUUUACCUUAGUGAUUUUUAUAUAAAAUUCCAGUUGCCGUCUCGGCGUUAUAAACGACAGCCGAUAAGUUAUAAACUCACUUUGCUAAGUGAAUAAAGUGAUUUUGAAGAGGUGUGUUCUUUGGCCCGAGAUAACUUAACCAGGGUUCUGCAAACAUAUCACCUUUUUGUUGAUAAACACGAAAUCGUUUGGGGACAUUGCGGCGGAUUAAGACAAGUGGCUGCAGUUUGAGUCUGAAGUUUGAGCAUUGAUCAAUGUCGAUCCCCUCUCAUCCUUGAAUCCUUUUGAUGCCCAUGACUGCCGUUUUAUUUUUAUUUAACGCUUGACAAUAUGCAGUCAUUCUUAGCAAUUACCUACCACAGAGGAGCAAAAACUUUUGAAGUCAUUAAGAUAGCUAUAGAGUACUCGUCAUAAGCAGUCCAGGCUUUCCUAACCUUCCGACUCGCAGACACUUUCCCCUGUUUUUGUAGCCGAUCCAAUGCCCAUAAGCUUUCAAUUUUACAAAAUGAUAACGUGAGAAUUCGAAAAUUUGCCUAGUCACAAUUUGAAUAUUUUAUCUUACACUAUAAUGUGAGCCUUGUUCCGCUACAUUACUCUGAAUCGGCCGAGGGAAUGUUUUGAUGUCUUUUUGCUGAAGACAUGUAUUUCCACGUCAAUAUUCAAGAGAUUGUGGAACAAUCUGAAAAACAUUGUUAUUUCGUUUUGUUUCUCAUUAUUAAAAGGAGAACUUAGUUAGCCUUUUUCAACAUCUGUGCCCCUAAAUAAUAGCUUCUGGCAGUAUUAUAAUAACAGCUGAAGAAAGAGCUGUUUGUCGGAAGUAACUUGUUUUUUUGUUGCUUAUUGUAGAUACAAUUAUAUAUUUUAAGCCUUGGGAAAAAGGAAAAGUUUUUAUUUACCAAGUCCUACCCCACCUGCCAAUUAAUUGAUCGAAAGUACUUUGUGCAAUAGACUUUUACAGAAAGAUAAAGUUUUUGCUUGGUGCUUUACUAUCUUGGCAACAAUUAAUACAUGAAUAUUUGAUUAGUCCAUACUCUGAAGAUGAAAAUUUAAGAAGCAGAUUGCAAAAAUUAGUGCAAGUAUGAAUUAAGUGCUGCAUGUAUUUUUUUAUGUUUAAAAGGGAUUUACUCAUGAUCUUUGUUGCUUUUUGCACCAAUGUUAACUGAUCAUAUGAAUGCCAGCUGAGUAUUUGGGUGAAAGACUACUAUUUUAAAAUGCAGUUACUCAAAGAAUAUUACUUCUCAGAUACCUGCUUUCACCAUAUUAAAUUGUCUGAUAGGAAAGAUUUAUGUUGGAAUUUUGCUCUCAAAAAACAAAAAAAAACUGUUUAUGUUGUGGUCCAAUAUUUCACUGAGAAGUUUUGAAAGGAUGAUUAUUCAUAUACAAAGUCCAUCCAUAACCGCCCUUCAAACAGAUACAAUAUAUGUGUGAUUGUAUGGUUUAUAUUAAUAAUGGUUAUAUUUUUUGCCAACAGAGACCAAUGUAUAGCAUACUUCAAUUACAACUCAUGAAACUUUGAGACCUAUAUUUUCAGAAUUUUUAUUCAAGAUUUUGAGACAGACCAGCAAGCCUGAGAUUCUAGGACUCUCAUUCUUAAUUCUGAGAAAUAUUUGAGACUUGGUCAUAAUUGAGCAAGAUUCACCAUUUUUGGAUAGACUGUUCUAUAUCUCUAUAAAUUUAUCAACUUGAGUGUUGUUGAAUAAGAAGUCAGGGACUGGAAAUUUUCGUUUGGCUCAUGUGCUUAAAUUUUAAUUUAAUUUUUCUGCAAUACUUCAAUCUUUAAGUACUUCAAGAUGUAACCUGCCAAAGAAUUUUCUUUCCUCCUUAAAAAAAUUAUUAAUUGUGAAUUAUACACUUUACUUUUUUAGCUUGUGUUAAAUGAUAUUUUAUUGUGAAAGGGUUUUGAGAGUGACAAUUAAUAGUAAAUGAAUACUUUUGAGCUUGCGAUCUGUUAAUUUACUGGUGAAACAAAGGCUAGUUCCUUUCUAGUCUAUUAAAUUUUCUUCCAGCUUCUUAAAACACUACCAACUGCAUGUCUUUCUCAAUCAAUAUUUCAAAAGAUUUAUUUAGGCUAGCAGCAUACAACUGACCUUAGGAAGCUUCAUCAGGCUUUUAAUAAUGCAUAGCACUGGAGAGAUUUCUGGCUGGUAUUAAAGAGUCUUGAGUUUUCACCUUCUUUGCCUUACCCUGCAAGCAGAGAUUUCUUUCUGGAAUGAGUUUUAGCAUCUACAAAGUCAUUUGCAUCACUGGUUUGUUAACUAAGUGAUUGACAAGCCUUGCUAACGACUUAAAAAAAUUUGCUAUAAGCCGUGCCAUAAAGAAAUCUUUGCUCACAGGGUAAUUUAAUUGCCCAGUAAAAAAUGUUCAUGCCAAAAUUUUAUUUUGAGAUUUUACACUUUAAAUCUGAUCCAGAGAAUCAUCAAACACUUUGCAUUUAACUAAUUUAUUCUUACAUAAAUGUAUUUUUCAUGUAACCAUCUUUACUUUAAAUAGCAUAGCUCCAAUGUUUGAUAUACAAAUGUCACAAACCUCACACAGCCCACAAUCCCUUGAUUCACCCUGACGAAGGAUAAGGGCUCAAAAUGCUUAUUGACUGGUCAAUAAUGGUGUGAUAAAUUUGGUAUGUGCCUUUCUUUCACUUGCUCGAUUUUGGCUUACCCGAGAAAAACUCUGCAAGAAUGGAGUCAGAUCUUUGUUGAGUAUACGUGGCAUGUAGCUAGGAUAUAGUUUCGAAUCCAGGUCUGAUAGCUGUAUGCUUGCUACCACAGGAUUGUUUAUGACUGGUUGAGCAAAUCAUGUGAGCAAAAAGCCUGUGCUUUUGAACAGACCUGUUAUUAGCUUGUUGUUGGAAGGUUGCAGUUUUCUCAACAUUAAAAAAUAAAUUACUAAUUUUAUUGUUAUUUUAACUUUCGUUUUAGAUUUGCCAAAAAGUUUGCCACCCAGUCAAGUAGAUGUAGAUUUGAUUACCAAAAUAGAGUCCCUAAGGGACAGAUUACGAGAUGCGGAAUUCCAGAGCUCUGCCAGAUCACAGGAGCUUAUUUUAUUAAAGACAAAGUUGUCAGCGAUGGUAGCGGAAAAAACAAAAAGAACUAACACAUCCAACAGAACUGAGAAUUCAAAUAGGAUAUUUUUUAAUGAGCACCAGGUGUUACAAUUACCAAGUAUUUAUGCUUUUAUGCCGCAUCUUAUGGAUUCCCCAAAUAGUUUAAAGCCUGCGAUACAUGUCACAAAAGAUCGUCAAGGAGGUAUGAUUGUAAUACAAUAAUGCAGAUAAUGUACAUGUAAGGAAGGUACAGCAAUUUGAGACCUUUAGAUUCUAAGACAAGAAUGACUAUGAGAACGAGAUUUUCUCAGUACUGAGUAUCGCUCACGCCUGAACCAGCAUCAUUUUGGUGGGAAAACGUGAAAGCCGACAUCAUUCUACCACGAAUUUUAGCAAGAUUGUCGUAGUGGCAGAAUUGAAUUAUCAAAUAUUAGAAAUUUUAUCAUUUUGCGAUUGGCAGAGGGCUUGACCUUCUUUUUGUAAAGAUUAACAGUGCUAACUUUUCUGGUGAAUCAAAAGUACAAUAAAAACUUUAGGUGAAAUCUCGUACUUGUGGUCCUUUUUGACCUUGAAUCAAAAGGUCUAAUCGCGUUUGUCAGAACGCAUCUUAAUCCUGGUGCUCCUGUGGUACAAAGCCCCAGUUUCGAGGUAAUGGGGGCAACUAGUGAUUAGCCGCCCCCACUGAUUUUAUCAGAGGCAUCUCAGCCGGGGAGCUGGACUCCUUUUGACUCGAUUUCAUUCCCGUAAGUGACGAAUGCGGAUCCGUAAUCAUUGAUUACCUCUAGUGUUAUUAACUAUAGUAGUUGUGAUAGCAAUAAUGACAAGUAUCUCAUAGCAAAUGGUGUGGCUGAGAGCUUAGAUCUUCCUUACAAUGUACUCAAUUUUUUGGUGAUGGUCCGGAUUUGCAACAAAAUCUAUGCCAUUGUCUAACAAAGAUCAACAGUUGGUACAAAAAUGGUCAAAACAUGCAAUAGCAAAGUGACCACCAUGAGUCAAACAAUAAACAGCUUAUAAUAAUGCGUGUGAUGCAUGAUCUAUAAUAUCUUUCAUCGCUCUCUUAACCUCGGCAUUUUUUGCCAAGUUAGAUCAUGGCACGUAAAGUAUUUAACACAGCAUUUUGUCGUUGCUCCCUGCAAACUUCUAUAUUGCAGUUUCUUUAGUGUUUGGAAUUCCCACGAUAAAGCGUGAGAAGACAUCAUACCUUGUGAAUACUCUUGCAUCCCUCCUGGAUGGAAUGACACAGGAAGACAAAGAUGACAGUGUUAUAGUUAUCUUUGUGGGUGAGGUAAAUACCUUUAUUUUGUUAUUAAGCCAGCCCUUGACCGACAAGAGCAUGAUGUGUAGCCAACUUCAUCAAAUCUUACCUUGGAUACCAAAAGGUGACUAUAGAGGCUACCUCUGUAGCCUGUGAACAGCAGACGCAUUUCCGGUCGUCACUUCUCCCCCUCUGAAAGGGAGGAAGAGAAGCGACGACCGGAAAUGCAUCUGCUGUUCACCGGCUUCUACCUCUGUUGUGUGAUAGAAUUCUCCCGUAAUUGGUUAUGUUAUAACUCUGUAUGUGCACAUCGCUUGAGCAGAUAAAGGUAAGAGAGGGCUCACUUCCAUAGCCAAGAACCAUGAAGUUGCCUAUUUCAGUCAAUGUCAGUCAAUACCAAGUGACCAUGAUACUUUUGAUAUCUUGUUAUUUAUUUGGAGUUCUAAUUUUACCUGCAGACCAACAGAGAGUAUGCAUCAAGUGUUGCUAAUGAUGUGAAAGAAAGGUAAUACUCAGUAUUAUUAUUGAUAUUAGGAGUCUCUUGUUUUUGAGUGCCCUAAAAUGGAAUACAUAGUAGAAGUUUAGUGAUAAGGGUUAGGAAACUGAGUGAAUCAAGUUUCAGGUCAGUUUUCCCAGUAUAAUGACUCUAAAAUUUAAUGGAACCCAAUUCACUACGUUUCCUUUCUCUAACCACUAAACUUCAGCGGCAUAGUCCAUUUUAGGGUAGUCCAGUGUUUUGUCUACUGCUCAUAAACAGUAUAUGUAAUGAAGUUAUGAAUAUAUGAAAAUCAUACAGGAGACCUGCGGGGUGAAGAAUUAUAUGAAAGAAGAUCAUCGCAGUUAUAGAUGCAACUUUUGCAGUUGCAAAAAGAAAGCCUGAGAAAUUCAGGCUUGUCAGGAUUCAAACCCUUCACCUCUGCAAUACCAGGGCAGCGCUCUACCAAUUGAGUUAACAAGCCAACUGGAAGCAGGUAAUUGAAUUAGUUCGUAUUAAACCCGUGAAACGAUGUAUGAUUUUCAUAUAUUCAUAACUUCAUCAUCAUCCUUUCAUGGGUUUAAUACGAACCAAUUCAAUAAGGUAUUUUGGUGACUUGAAAGGAAUUUAAAGGCUGUCAUUGUGAGCACUAACCCUCUGUAGCUUAAAAUGAAUUCCAGGUCAAAAUCAUUUUCCUUUUGAAGUGCAAUGGGAACCUGCCAUACAUCCUAGUGGUUGUGGUAUUGACAGGUUUCCACUUGAGUUUUAUUUGUAUGUUCCUUUACUUCAGGUUUUCUUCAGAUGUUGAAUCUGGAUUAGUGGAGAUUGUGUCUCCUUCUACCAGUUUCUAUCCAGAUUUGGAAGCUGUACCACUUACAUUUGGUGAUUCAAGGGAGAGAGUCAAGUAAGCAAAACUUGUGUGAUGAAAAGCUGUGAAUGCUUGAGACAAUAUUUCUCAAAUGUUAAUGCAUUGCAAAGACGAAGCUAUUAAAUUAGACAUAACCUCAGCUGAGCACCAGAGGUGAUACAUUUCAUGGUUUUGUAGUUUGCUUGUGUGUGUCCUGAGCCUUAUCUCCAUUGCAAGUCCAGCCCUCUGUUCUGUUCUGUCAACAGUCCUGAACUAAAUUGACGCAUGUUCAACAUUCUCCUAGUUUGAGAGAUACGUGUACAUAUGAAUUCACUCCCUUUGAAAGAGGUCACAUCCCAACUAUAAUGUGUAACUGUAUAUAAUGUUACAGUUGUAAAUUAAAUUAAGGUUAGGAUUAUUCUUUAACCUGGAUUAAUUUUCAAUUUCCUCAAUCUCCUAACCCAUGUUAUUCAUAAAUUGGGAAUCAAAGGUAAUUAAGAGUUACCCUUAGCUGGGUUAAAAAAUGUGGUGCUGCCAGAUUAAUUUGUUGACAGCUAGUUGCAGACUCACUGCCAGUUUAAUAUUUGGUUGUUCGGUUGUAGAUGGAGAACAAAACAAAAUCUUGAUUUCUGUUUCCUGAUGAUGUACUGCCAACGAAAAGCAAGAUUUUAUAUUCAGGUGAAUACGUUCACUUUUUAGUUUGAAUUUAAUAUAAUAGAUUAUUAUGGUCACAGAUAAUGAGCUUGUUUGGGCUAACUACCACUGCAAUGAUUUGUAGUUAAUGAUGUCUCAACUUUUUUUGUCCUGUUUGUGUCUAGCUUGAAGAUGAUUUGGUGGCUACACCUAGUUUUGCCUCCACCAUCAAAACAUUUGCACUUCAGCAAGUGACAAAUGAAUGGCUUAUGCUGGAGUUCUCUACUCUUGGUUUCAUAGGUAAGUUGCAAGCAUGUAUUAUUAUUUUUACUUACUGUACAUGUACUGCAUGUGUGUCACCUUUUGGUACAUUAUGUACCAUUUUCUUCUCAUUAUCCCUUUAAUUAAGGGUUUUUUUUUUCAACCAACGAAGUAAAGCAAAGCAAAGAGUUAGUUCAAUUAACUUUUGCUCUUUAUCUCUUAAUUUCUUCCUUUUUUUUGUGAUCUUUUUCAAUAGUAUGUUUUGGAGAUAUUGACUAAGUAAACAAAAAAAAGGGACUUUGAAUAUAACAUGUGUUAAAACAUGGUACACAAGAAGAAUUUUAUGAUCAUUACAUGUACAGUAAACACCCGCUAAUAAGAACCUGUGGAUUAAGAACCUCCUGGCAGAAACUUGCCACUUUAAUAACCAAAAAUACAAGAACCUGUUAGGCCAAGCAGGUUCUUCUAUGCUAAACAAUUUAACAAAGGAGUUUAACUUCGAGUCGCAAUUCAAGUAUAACAAAAACACCCUGUACUAAACUGUAUUUAAAUUUGGUAAUCAGUUAUGUUAUGGUUAUAAUAAUUCAAUGGUGAAUAAAUAAUUUAAUGUUUAUUCAUUUUUCUGGGAAUCAGGAAUCUAUUAUCUCCUUCAUAAAAAUUAAGAACCUACUCAGCCUAAUUAAAUGGCCAAUAAGUACCCCAAAAUAAAACAACCUAUUUUGCCAGACUUAAAAAAAGUAGGUUCUUAUUAGCGGGCAUUUGCUGUAUUUCAAUUCGGUAGGAAAGCUUUUCCGCUCAAGUGACCUUAGUUUGGUGGUAGAAUUCAUUCUCUUGUUCUACAAAGACAAGCCUGUUGACUGGCUUAUGGAUCACAUUCUUUGGGUAAAAGUCUGCAACCCAGAGAAAGAUCAAGUAAGUGUAUAAAGUAUAAAAAUAAUGGAUUGAUUGUUGUCUGUCAAGAGCCUUUAAAUAUUUAUUGGUUGUGGUGAGAAGACUUCUGCUACCGCUAAUGAUGAUGAUGAUGAUGGAAAUGGUGAUGAUGGUGAUGAUGAUGAUGAUGAUUAUGAUGGAAAUGGUGAUGAUAAACAUGAAGCUAAUCAUGAUGAUUAAGUUAAUGAUAAUAAUCAUAAUGUUGGUGAUGAUGAUGAUCUGUAAAUGAAGAUAUAUGAUCGUUGCAGUGGUAAUUGCAAUUUUAAGCAAUUGCAAAUGCACGCGAAAAAAUUCAGGACUUCAACAGGAUUCAAACCCAGGGCUUUCAGUUCGCAUCAUCAUUCUGUGAUGAUGAUGAUUGUGAAGUUGAAAGUGAUGGUAAUAAUAAUACAUGUAAUAUUUGCGAUGGUGAUGUCAAUGAUGUGUAAGAGUUGAUGAUGUUGAUGCUGUCUGAUGAUAAUGGAGAUGAUGAUGGUGAUGAUGGGAAUGAUUGUGAUGAUGUUGAAUGGUAGUGUUGUUGAUAGUAAAGAUUGUUGUUCUUUUCUUUUUUAGCAACAUUGUACAAGGGAAAAAAUGCACCUGCGAAUAAGGUUCAAACCCUCCCUGUUUCAACAUGUAGGAAAAGAAUCAUCACUCAAAGGAAAGAAACAGACUUUGAUUGUAAGUGAAAACUAGUCCCUCUUAAAUAGUUUUAGCCGUUUACACACACACGCAGCUGUUUAAUCACUUCUUUUGAUAUUACUGACAAGAAUUUGCUUUCAAGUUUUUUUCCUUUGGCUAUCAUUAAAGAUUCUCAUGAUCUUUGCACUGAUAAAUGGAUAUAGUGGAGAGACCCAGGGCCCCCCCCCCCCCCCCCCCUUUUGGCCCAACUGAACCCCCCCGGGCGGGAAAAAAAAAAUUUUUUGGGCUGGGUUCCCCUUUUUUCCUUUAAGGGUCUUGGUUGGGGGGGCCCCCCACUUUUUUGUUUUUCAUCGUGUAGUGUUGUUAGAAAAAACCCAUAGGGGGGUUGUAGCGGGUUGGGGUUUUCAUUGUUGUAUCCUUUUUCCACACCAUGCCGGUUUUUUAUUUCUUUUUUUUGUAUUUUAUAGAAAAAUUUUGUUUUCGGGUUUUUUUCCUUUGGUUUUCAUUAAAGAUUUCCAUAUCCUUGGCCUUGAAAAAGGGUAAAGUGGGGGGACCCCGGGCCCCCCCCCCCUCCCACCUUUUAGGCCAAACUGAAUCCCUCAGGACUGGAAAAAAAUCAUUUUUGAGGCUGAGUUCCCCUGUUGUCCUAUAAGGGUCUGGAUGAGCAUGGCCACCAUAUUGUUGUUGUUCAGACUGUUAUGGCUUAGAAAAUAAACCCUAAGGAGAGUAGUAGAAGAUUGGGGAAAAUGUGCUGAACAUAUCAUUUUCAUUGAGUUGCUUUUUUCUGUUAUUCUCCACACUUUAUAGACCUGGGUAAUGUAAUAUAGUAUUAUUCAGUUUUGAUAUCUUGUUGUUUAUUUGUAAAAGGAUAAAGACUUCAAGAAAGCACCAUUAUUCCAAGCGCACCUAAACCCUCAAGCUGAGGCAGUGACCACACUGGAACCUUAUCAAGCCUUCAGUAUUGAUCGUGCGUACAAGGGACAGACAUUCUUCUGGGCUUAUCCACCACAUGCUGAUGAUGUUAUAAGACUGAAAUUCCACAAGGAAAUUAGAAUAGAAAGGUAUGUUCUUUUCCUGCUGCUGCAUCUGCUGCUUAUCAGUCUUUAUCAUCAUUAGCAAUCAUAAAUAAUGUGAGAUUCACCAUGAUUAUUUUGCCUUGGGGAGGGGGGCACUUUUGCACUCAAGUGGAGGAAGAUUGCACCAUUACAUGACAACAUUAGCCUGCCCAGAUGGCGUGAGAGUUGUUAUUUAUUUAUUUAUUUAUUUUUUUUGGCGGGGAGGGGGGGGGAUUGUAGCACGGCUUCACAAUUCCCCGGUCAGUGCAAGCAGCCACACAGGCUAUGCUGACAUCUGAUCUCAACUCUCUGAUUCCACUAGAAUUCAGGCACUAGCUGUGAGGGGGAAAACUGGUGCUGUUUAGUGGUGGACCAUUUAACUUUUGCUAAGUGGAGGUUGGCUGAUUUACUUUGGGCAGGAAUAUUUCUCCAGGCCUACAACAAUUACUUUUGUCAACAUUUUUCAUAUUUCUUGGUGUAAAUAUAAGACUCAAUGCAAGAAUUUUCAUUCCAAGUCAGUUUGCAGGAAAUUCUCUACUGGAGUCACCCACCCUACCCUCCCCUAUUCUAUUUUCCAUUAACACUGCAACAUACAAAAAUGCACAUAGAACAUGCUCGAAGUUAACAGACUGAAGAAAAAAAUAACCAUUGGAAAAAGAUCAGCAUGUUCAUGUUUCAUUUCUAUUAUUUGUAGCACUGGAGGGUUUAAUUUGCAGGUCUGCAGGUGUGGCGCUACAUCCUAAACACCUUUAGUUGCCCUGCACCCACACCAGCCCCUUCAUCCUUACCUUUCAUUCAAUUUGUCAGGUUCAAGUUCAAGUCAGGAAACCUUGAACAUCCAGGUGAUAUUAUAAGAAAUGCUUCUGUUGAAGUUCUUCCUGUGAAGGCAUUGGCUCAAGCCAAGAAGAUGUCAGGUUAGAUUCACUUAAAGUUACAUAGUCAUUUUGCCUUGUUCUCUAACCUCCCUGACAGAAUCGGGCUCGUUCUGGCAUGGUUUGAAAGAUCUCUUCAACCUGCACAAGUUAGCUGAGAAAGUUGUCCUUGACCAUUAAAACUGAUGAUCUCACACACGGUAAAACGACAUGGAUCAGCAUGAGAGGUUACAGGCAGUUCGGUGGUGAAUGGUUAAACAGGCAGCCAGUAUCCUUAAAAAUGAUUUUUUUUUUCUUCAGAACCUGGAAGAGAUGCAUCUCCAGAAGCCAAGAAGAAUUUCAUGAAGUAUGAAUAUCCAUUAUCUAGUUACAUCAGAGUAGGAGUCUUUAGUCCCAACGGACUAGCUGAAGGUCACGUUCCACAGGAUAUUGGCAAAGUCUCAGAGAUGAGAAUACGAGUCUGGGGCCACAACAGUGAAAGUUGGAUUAUUUUAAGUGAGGUAAAAACAGUGUAA
Porites evermanni is the source of this 10612-nucleotide messenger RNA. NCBI's taxonomy places the organism in Eukaryota, Metazoa, Cnidaria, Anthozoa, Scleractinia, Poritidae. The record is from the annotation of a GenBank genome assembly.